Leucoraja erinaceus (little skate) is the source of this 1136-nucleotide messenger RNA. Its product is annotated as transmembrane protein 61-like. The record is from RefSeq and is a predicted model, not a curated record. The transcript is spliced from 3 exons. Lineage: Eukaryota; Metazoa; Chordata; Chondrichthyes; Rajiformes; Rajidae. The coding region runs from base 194 to 832 and encodes 212 amino acids.
GUACAUUUGAGGCAGCAUGGUGGCGCAGCAGUAGAGUUGCUGCCUUACAGUGCCAGAGACCCAGGUUCGAUCCUGACAAUGGUGUCUUCAAGGUUUGGAUCAUGACUUGCCUUACAAACUGAUCAAGAGGCUUCAACUCACCACAUGUCAGGCUUUUGGCUCAAUCUGACUUCCAGCUUUGUACACAAUAUAAAUGGCAUAUACCCACAAGCGUAAUAAACUCACAAUCGGAGGAGGCGUCCUUCUUAUGUCCGGAGCCAUUUGUUUUGCCUGGUGGAGUGAAAAAGAACCACAUCCUACAAUAAGUCCAGAAACGUCAAUCAAUGAACACGCGGAGAGCAACAUCCCACCAUCCACCUUGUGCCUGUUCCUGAGAUUAAUCAGUGUCCUAUUCUGCUUGAUUGGAGGAUUCUUGCUGUUUUCUGGCCUCCUGUUGUCUGGAAAAUUCAAUAGGCAAAUGUCCAGGCGAGACAGACAGAUUAAUAGACCAACCUCAUUUGACAACUCAAUGGAAUGGAGAGCCAUGUAUUUGCACAGAGCUUCUUUGUACAAUCAGGCACUCGACUCCAGAUCAGUGAUGGUGAUGCCAUCUAACAGUCGUCUGAUUCCUGUGGCUCCCAAAGACCUAGAUCUUCCUCCAUCGUACGAAAUGGUAUCGGAGAUUGGCAGGGUUCAGCUUUUACCCUGCACGCACACCCUAUCUGACAGUGCACUUCCACAGAGAGAGCCAACUCAGACUGUGCAGAAGGAGGAACGUUGGUCAGGCUCUCGAACAUCAGACACCAACAACACCCCUCCGCCCAGUUACAACAAUCUCGAUUUACACGUUUGAUGAUGCCUGGAUGGGCAAAAUUCUCAGUAACCUUAAAUAAAGCAUUUCAAGGAUUUCAUUGAGUAGUCUUUUCACUUGGACAUUCAGUAAAGAUUUUUUUUUCUCUACCUUAGCCAUUUAUAAUUCCAGUUUCAGAUCAUCAUUAAAAAAGGCACAAAAUGGUGGCAUAACUCAACAACUCUAGAAGACAGAGGUAGACGACGUUUCAGGUCGGGUCUUUCUUCAGACUCUCCAGUGUCAUAAUUGUCUUUUCUUUACAGUUAAAGCUGAAAUAUUACUUAGGGUAGACACAUUAGGGUGGUCA